AUGCCAGAUCAGAUUGGUGUGUCGGCAAUGGCGCAGCUGCCGGGACGGAAACCGAGCAAGGUAUCCUCGAACUUCGGGGAGCGCAUCUCAAGCACGACUGGACGAGGGGAAACGCAGCCGAAAGAUGGUGUGAUGCCGCCUAUUCGGGCUACGAGCCUACGAGGUUAUCUGGCUCUCGUCUCCAUGGCAGGGGUCGUUAGUGUAGAAUGA
This is a messenger RNA of Colletotrichum lupini, 210 nucleotides long. RefSeq lists its product as uncharacterized. Bases 1 to 210 code for a protein of 69 amino acids. The record is from RefSeq and is a predicted model, not a curated record. Lineage: Eukaryota; Fungi; Ascomycota; Sordariomycetes; Glomerellales; Glomerellaceae. The transcript has a single exon.